GUCCUUAGCACUGCGGUUCCAUGUCCACCAUGGGAAAGCUUUCGCAAUUCUGAACGUCUUAUCCACGCUUAGUUGCGGCGUUCAAGUUGCGAAGUGCGGCGAGAUGGGUCGUUAUCUCGAGCUGCAGCCCUCUUAAGAAGCCAGUGCUGGCUGCCUCGUUAGUAAAUUAUACCUUUAUUUACUUUUCCAAAAUGUCGACUUCGCAGCGUGUUGUCAUCAUCGGCGCUGGCAUCGUUGGCACCAAUCUUGCUGACGAGCUGGUCUCGAGAGGAUGGAACAACAUCACUGUCAUCGAGCAGGGCCCACUGAGCAUGCCAGGAGGCUCGACAUCACACGCGCCAGGUUUAGUCUUCCAAACAAACCCAUCAAAGACGAUGACUCUGUUCGCCAAGUACACUAUGGAGAAAUUGCAGUCUCUCCAAAAAGACGGCCAAAGUUGCUUCAACCAAUUGGGAGGUCUCGAGAUCGCAACAACACCAGAACGCCUUCAAGAGCUCAAACGCAAGCACGGAUAUGCCCAGUCCUGGGGCAUCGAAGCAACGUUGAUCAGUCCAGAGGAGUGCCACGCCAAGUACCCGGGUCUGAACAAGAGCAUGAUUUUAGGUGGCCUACACAUCCCAAGCGACGGUCUGGCAUUAGCGGCCCGUGCCACACAGCUGCUCAUCGAGAGUACAAGCAAAGCGGGUGUCCGAUACCUUGAACACACCGUAGUCACGGGCAUCGAACAAGCCAACGGCCACGUGACAGGGGUCACCACAAACAAGGGCAGUGUGCCUGCAGACAUUGUUGUGUCUUGCGCCGGCUUCUGGGGGGUGGAGAUUGGUAAGAUGAUCGGGCUGAAAGUCCCACUUCUCCCACUCGGCCACCAAUACGUCAAGACAACACCUGUACCGGGUCUUGUGGGUCGCGAAGUCAACAAGAACAUUAAUGCAAUGAAUGCCGAAUACCCCAUCCUGCGACACCAGGACCAGGAUCUGUACUACCGCGAACACGGAGACCAGUAUGGUAUUGGGUACUAUGGGCAUCGACCAAUGCCCGUCAAUGCCGCGUCCCUGGGUGUGACACCAGAGAAGGUCGAUGAUAAGAACAUGCCAUCGCGGCUUGACUUCACACCCGAAGACUUUGAACCGGCGUGGAAGGCAACACAAGAGCUGCUGCCUGCCCUCAGGGAGACCGAGAUUGCGGAUGGAUUUAACGGAGUCUUCUCUUUCACACCAGAUGGCGGGUCGGUCGUCGGCCAAGCGCCCAACCUCGAUGGCUUCUAUGUCGCCGAGGCUGUCUGGGUAACGCACUCUGCCGGUGUUGCUCGAGCUGUAGCGGAGGUGCUCACCGAAGGCCGCUCCAAGAUCGACAUUGCUGAGCUAGAGAUAACUCGAUUUGAGGAAGUCCAGCUUAGCCCGGAGUAUGUCAGCGAGACCUCGCAGCAGAACUUUGUGGAAAUCUACGAUAUUAUCCACCCAUUGGCACCCAAGGAACUGAUGCGCAACCUGCGUGUCAGCCCGUUCCAUGCCCGGCAAAGUGAGCAAGGUGCAUUCUUCCUCGAGGUUGGAGGAUGGGAACGCCCGCACUGGUAUGAAGCCAACGCUGAGCUCGUCCGGUCGCUUCCCGAUGAAUGGAAGCCGGUCGACCGCGAUGCCUGGUCUUCCAAGUUUUACUCGCCGAUUGCUGCAGCAGAAGCAUGGAAGACGCGCAACGCCGUCGCCAUGUAUGACAUGACUACAUUCCAUCGUUUCGAGGUCUACGGUCCUGCAGCUGUCGAUCUACUGCAGCGCCUCACGACCAGCGAUGUAACCAAGGCCCCUGGCACCAUCACUCACACGCUGCUCCUCAACACACAUGGUGGCGUUCUGAGCGACAUCUUUGUGUCGAGACUCGAAGGAGAUGUAUUCCAGAUCGGCGCCAACACUGCUACCGAUCUUGCUUAUCUCGCACGAGAGGCCCGCCAGCAAUCAAAGAUAACACCGGGCCAGUGGGUACAGGUGCGCGACGUGACUGGAGGCACUUGCUGUCUCGGCCUCUGGGGUCCUCGAGCUCGCGAUGUGAUCAAGGGUAUCAGUCCAGAUGAUUUCUCCAACAAAGGAUUGCCCUACAUGGGCGUUAAGAAGCUGGGGUUAGCCGGCAUCCCAGUCACAAUGUUCCGCAAAUCGUUCGUCGGAGAACAUGGCUGGGAGAUCCAGACUACACCGGAGUUCGGUCAGCGUCUGUGGGAUCUUUUGUGGCAAGCCGGUAAGCCUCACGGACUUGUGGCUGCUGGCCGUGCUGCUUUCAAUGGUCUGCGUUUAGAAAAAGGCAUCCGAGCUUCUGGUUCAGACUUCUCGUCAGAAUACAACCCCUACGAAGCUGGUAUCACCUAUGCCGUCCAAAGAGACAAGACAUCAGACUUUGUCGGGAAGGCGGCGCUCGAAGCUGCAUCGAGACGCACACCAACUAAGCGACUAAGAUGCCUGACAGUUGACGAUGGGCGCUCCAUGGUAUUGGGUAAAGAGCCGGUGUUCCGCGACGGAAAGAUUGCUGGCUAUGUUACGAAUGCUGCCUUUGGAUACACCGUUCGCAAGCCAGUUGCAUUCGCCUGGCUACCGAAGGACAUCAACGAGGGUGAUUCGGUUGAGAUCGAGUACUUCAGCCAGAAGAUCAAGGCCACCGUCGUAUCAGACCCGCUGUACGACCCGCAAAGUCGACGCUUAUAUGAUGACGGUCCCUCGGAGAAGCCGGAGCUGCAAAAGCGAUUAAAAGCGCUUCUGUAAUGGCGAUGUUUUGUAGAUAGCAACGAAUUACGACUGGAGGGGCAUUAGAGAAAUGGCGUUCAGCAUUUGUGCCGGUGGGAUUGCAUGGUUCAGUCUACAAUAUAAUCCAAUGUUUUGAACUUGAUACGUUUACCUCUGAAGAAGCUGUGAUCGUGAAGGCGCCCUGUUGUCGCGCCUGCGGAUCCGCAUGCUGACUAAUCGCUAUCGAUAACCGCCGGGUAACCGCGUUGAUGUCAUCGUCUCGCGGCUUCUAUGUAUGUCAGCAACAACACCUUGAACUUCACUCAUGAGCUUCUUCACUGCUGCAAUCAGACGCGCACCAUUCCGAUCAUUUCGUUUACCAGUC
Boeremia exigua is the source of this 3090-nucleotide messenger RNA. RefSeq lists its product as uncharacterized. The transcript has a single exon. The record is from RefSeq and is a predicted model, not a curated record. The coding region runs from base 192 to 2744 and encodes 850 amino acids. NCBI's taxonomy places the organism in Eukaryota, Fungi, Ascomycota, Dothideomycetes, Pleosporales, Didymellaceae. Gene Ontology annotation, cellular component: mitochondrion. Gene Ontology annotation, molecular function: protein binding; oxidoreductase activity.